UCCUGCUGCAAUGAGGCAGGACAGACGUUCUUUCGUAACGGUGCCUUGGAAUUUGUUUCAUGUGAACGGUAGAGCAAAAGCUAAUUAUAUUGUUAUACCCAGACAUACACCAAAGAAGAUCAUGUUUCACCCUUCAUGUUCAAAAUAUUCCCAGGGCAUUUAGACUGAAUUAGGGAGAGUAUUGAGUCAAUGCUCGCAUUUAACUGUUGAGGAAGCAAAGAUUUAAGGAGUUGGGUGUCUUGUCCAAGUUGUCACACACACAUGCCAUGCUGGAGCCAAAACCCCGCUUUCCCGCCUCCCUUCCUGGGCCACUGUGUUACUAAAACAAACUGUGUUCCUAUGUAAGGUCGUCAGUAGCCAGUAAACAGUUGUCCGGAAUAAUUUCACCCGGGACAUGUGCACGAUGGACAAAACUGCAUUUCUGUGAAGGAUCACGAAUGUGCAAUCAACAGGUCAUGGAUGCCAUUUACCGUUGACAGAAGGAGAUGCGCUAUGAUGGAAACCUGGGACAUAAAGGUGGAAUUUUCCAUCUAAAUUGCCAGCAAGGCAGCUUUAGGAACAGCAGUACGUGUUGGAGGAAAUCUGGAGGGGACUGACCGCCAGAUGACUCCUGAGCUGGACUGGGGCCAUCCAAGGCUCCUUAACUCCUCCCUAUCCUUGCAACUUAUAUUCCGCCACAGUUCCCAUAGCCCAAGCUGUUUCAAGGAUGUAACCCGGAGAGAGUAAAGUGUGGAGACCGUCUGGACCGAACCCAGUUUAUUCAUCUACCAGAGGACAUCUGGACCCACAGCCCAGGCGCAGCGAGGGGUGGGGUGCAGCCGGCUCACUGCCGGUGUGUGCACUCCUGCUUUGGGUGGAGAUGGAAAGGUCUGUAGGAUUCAGCCCCGUCUUCUUGCUCUUGCUUCUGCUUUGGGAACCGGCUGCUCUACUCUGUUCUCUCUCUCUCGGCUAUAAAUUCACAGUCACUCCUAAUGGACAACCAUGGUGUGAAAUUCAAGGCCAAGUCAAUGGAAACACAUUUCUUCAUUAUACCUGUAGUAGCCAGAAGGUCAAACUCAUCAGUGUUCUGGAGAUGAAUGCCACACAGGCCUGGAAUCAACAGAGAGACGCUCUGAAUUACGUGAUGGAAGAGCUCAAGAAGAUCCUGCUGGACAUUAAAGCAGAGAGGAUUGCAACCAGCGACCCUCUCUCCCUACAGGGCGGCAUGCUGUGUAAGCAGGAGUCCAGUGGAUGCACCAGCGCAUCCUGGGAGUUUGCGUUGGAUGGACAGAUAUCUCUUCACUUUGACUCAAAGAAUGGAAACUGGACAGUGUUGCAUGGUGAAGGCAGACUGUUAAACAAAACAUUGGCGAGUGACAGAGCUAUGACCGAUCUCCUUAUUAGGACCUCACCUGGAGACUGUAGGAAGUGGCUUAAACAAGUUUUGUGUCCCCAGAUGAAGCUGAGCACAAAAGCUGCAUCAACCACUGCCACAGCCCUGUCCACAGCCAGCAAGCGCAUCACUUCCCUCCUCCCUGUGAUCCUCACCUGCUGGGUCAUCGCUGGCAUCGUAGGCUGGAGCCUUUACAGUAACAGGCUGCCGAUGCUGCCAAGAAGGCCCUGAGAGAGUGGACUACCUCAGCGACUCUGCCUUUGCUUGGCUGCCUCUGGGUGACCUGCUGCUCAUUUUUAGACCACCCGGAGUUCAAACCUUCUGACCAGAGACCGGGUCAGAUCAGGAUGAGACCGUAGAGGCAGCACCUCGUGUCCAUUAUUGCAUUUGCUGAUGAUCCUCUUCGGGGCCUUUUAAACAUAUCAUGUCACUUUCUCUGGUGCUAAGAGAUGUAAUUCCUACAUUUAAACAUUAAUAGCUUCAAUAAGAAAUCUCAACAAAGAGAACAUUUUCCAUCUUCUUUGUGGAAGAUCAGAUACAUCUCGGCAUCAUGACUUUUCAUGUAAAUAAUAUUGCCAAAAAGUGCCAGACCUCAGGGCUUCUUUCUGUGUCCUCAAAAUCAGUCAUGUAUUUUAAAAGAACAAAGUCGGAUUUAUGGCUAUUCCCGUUAAUAGCUUAUAA
Messenger RNA from Myotis brandtii (Brandt's bat), 2053 nucleotides. Its product is annotated as NKG2D ligand 2-like. The record is from RefSeq and is a predicted model, not a curated record. Gene Ontology annotation, cellular component: external side of plasma membrane. Gene Ontology annotation, biological process: antigen processing and presentation of endogenous peptide antigen via MHC class Ib; immune response; positive regulation of T cell mediated cytotoxicity. Lineage: Eukaryota; Metazoa; Chordata; Mammalia; Chiroptera; Vespertilionidae.